AACUGUGCCAAGGGUUUCAUUUCUGGUAUCGCGCGGCUGGCAAGCCGUGGCGCGGGCAUUAUGGCCGACUUUUCGGAGAGGUCAGUGCAGGUGGCUGUCGUCGUGUCUUUCCUGGCGGGUUUUGCAGCCGGCUGGCAGGCCAACAGAAUGAGGAGGAAGUUUCUGGACUGGCGGAAGAAGAGGCUGCAAGACAAACUGAGUGAGACGCAGAAGAAAAUCGACUUGGCCUGAACCACGGGUUCGUCAUCAAGGAACCGGGCACAAUAUUCGGUGUAAGACCGUGCGCUGCUCUCAGAGGAUGGCCCAGAUGUUCUACGUUGGCCACCGGAGGAGGAAGAAAAACAGGAAUGUCCGUCUGUCAAUCCUGGAUUCUUGACUACUGUCCAAUCUGCAAAACAUGCAUAUCACGAGUGUAUCUUGUCUCAUUUUUGUUGGUGAAAUAAAUGCAAUGUGUUUUCCAAGA
This is a messenger RNA of Hippocampus zosterae (dwarf seahorse), 463 nucleotides long. RefSeq names its product mitoregulin-like. The transcript has 2 exons. Gene Ontology annotation, biological process: positive regulation of mitochondrial membrane potential. Bases 61 to 231 code for a protein of 56 amino acids. The record is from RefSeq and is a predicted model, not a curated record. Gene Ontology annotation, cellular component: mitochondrial inner membrane. Lineage: Eukaryota; Metazoa; Chordata; Actinopteri; Syngnathiformes; Syngnathidae.